AUGGCGUCCGAGGCGCCGCUCCCGCUGGCGCCCGAGGGCGCGUGCCCCGCGGCGCCGGCGCACGACGCCCACCAGAGCCUGCUCGUCGUGCUCGUUUUUUCCAACAUGGUGCUCCUCUUCCUCGUCGGCCUGCUGAGCCGGCGCCUCGAGCGCGUCAACGCGAACGUGUCGCGGCUGCUCAAGGCGACGAUCAUGAACGGCGCGCGUCCCGCCGACGCGCCGGCGGCGCCGUCGCCGUCGCCGGCGACGCCGGCGAGCCCGCACGCCGGCGGCGCCGCGUCGCCCGUGCCCGAGUCCCUCGCGCGCGAGCUCGUCAACGGCCACGUGACCAUGCUGAAGAAGACGCUCUCGAACGAGAGCCUCCGCAGCUCGCUCUCCGCGGACGACUUCGCGUCCCUCCAGUACAUGCUCGGCGACGAGGACGGCGUGAACAUGUGA
This is a messenger RNA of Aureococcus anophagefferens, 438 nucleotides long. RefSeq lists its product as hypothetical. The transcript has a single exon. NCBI's taxonomy places the organism in Eukaryota, Pelagophyceae, Pelagomonadales, Pelagomonadaceae. Bases 1 to 438 code for a protein of 145 amino acids. The record is from RefSeq and is a predicted model, not a curated record.